CGACGAGUCGAGCUCUGCAAUCCGAACGGCAACAAACCGCCAAUCUCUCUCUCGGUCAUCAGUGGUUGCCAUCAUCUUUUUCUACACCCUUCUAAUUCCUGGCGCGGUCGUGAUCAGCUCGCCCAGUCCCAACGCACGACGACCAUUCGGCUCCCCGUCAUUUACUAAUUGCAUCUGACGGUAAUUGGAAUUCGAAUUUGCUACCGCUGAUUUCACCACCCUCCUUGUAUUCUUCUUCUCGUAAUCAAACCUUUGCAUCAUGUCGAACCCACUCCCAUCGAUGCCUCCUGGCCAACCGGUCGCCGCUGUCGAGCCAUCGCCUGGGCUCCUCGACCGCAUAUCGACCUGGGUGUCGGAAAACAAAGCUGUAGUCUACACAAUUGCAGGUGUCGCAGUUGUCGUCACAGGUGCAGGCGCAGUCUACUACCUCAGCUCGGACUCGAAAGCCAAGUCAGACUCGGAACCCAAACUCAGCAAGAAGGAGCGCCGCAAGCGAAAAGAAGCCGACCGCAAAGCCACCGAGCCCACGGAGUCCACACCUGCCCCCAAGCAGCCCGAGGUUGCUUCCGUGGCCAGUGACUCGGAGCUUCCGGACGUGGAUGAGGAUUCGGUCACAAAGCUGACCCAGCAGCAGCGCGAGGAGUAUGCAGCGAAACUCAAGGCUGCUGGCAACAAGGCCUAUGGUGACAAGGCCUACAACAAAGCCAUUGACCUAUACACCAAGGCGAUCCUCUGCAAGCCUGACCCCGUCUUCUACUCGAACCGCGCCGCUUGCUACAGCGCCUUGAGCCAGUGGGACAAUGUGGUUGAGGAUACGACCGCUGCGAUCAGCAUGGACCCUGAGUAUGUCAAGGCCAUCAACCGACGCGCUGCCGCCUACGAGAACCAGAAGAAGUACUCCGAGGCUCUCCUCGACUUCACUGCCUCGUGCAUCAUCGACAACUUUAAGAGCGACUCGACUGCGCAGGCCGUGGAAAGGCUCCUCAAGACCUUUGCGGAGGAGAAGGCCAAGGAGAUGAUUGCUGCUCGUCCCGCCAAGAUGCCCAGCCCCAUCUUUGUCGGCAACUACCUCCAGAGCUUCCGUCAGAAGCCUCGCCCAGCGGGUCUCGAGGACUCGGUCGAGCUGUCUGCCGACACCGGAAAGGGCCAGCUGCAGCGUGGUCUCCAGGGCCUCGAGAAGAAGACCGGAGACGGAUACGAGGAGGCUCGCGUUGCCUUCGAGAAAGCCAUUGAGCUCGGCGACUUGGGCGAAAACGAGGCCCUUGCCUACAACUGCCGUGGCACGAUCCGCACGCUGCUUGGAAAGCACGCAGAGGCUACCAAGGAUUUCGACAAGAGCAUCGAGCUGGAUCCCAAGUUUACGCAGAACUACAUCAAACGUGCUAGCAUCAGUCUGGAGCUUGGUGAUCCGGCGGCCGCCGACGCCGAGUUUGAGCGUGCCCUGGAGCAGGACAACAACGACCCUGACGUAUACUAUCACCGUGCCCAGGCACACUUCAUCAAGGGCAACCUCGCCGAAGCGCAGAAGGACUACCAAAAGUCCAUUGAUCUCGACAAGGACUUCAUCUUCUCGCACAUUCAGCUCGGUGUGACGCAGUACAAGAUGGGCUCCAUUGCCUCUUCCAUGGCCACCUUCCGCCGCUGCAUCAAGAACUUCCCCAAGGUUCCUGAUGUCUACAACUACUAUGGUGAGCUGCUCCUCGACCAAAGCAACUUCCAGGAGGCCAUUGAGAAGUUCGACACGGCGAUGGAGAUGGAGAAGCAGACCAAGCCCAUGGCCAUGAACGUUCUGCCUCUUAUCAACAAGGCACUUGCCCUCUUCCAGUGGAAGCAGGACUUCAAGGAGGCCGAGACGCUGUGCCAGAAGGCUUUGAUCAUCGACCCCGAGUGCGAUAUCGCUGUCGCCACCAUGGCUCAGCUUCUACUCCAGCAGAACAACGUGCCCGGCGCGCUCAAGUACUUUGAGCGUGCUGCCGAGCUGGCCCGCACCGAGGGCGAGAUUGUGAACGCUCUCUCGUACGCGGAAGCUACCCGCACACAGGUGCAGGUCACCGAGAAGUAUCCCAAGCUUGCUGCCAAGCUCGCAGCCGGACCCGGUGGCCCCGCUGGCCUGCGCAUGCCUCCUCAAUAAGAAAAUGAGAGCAAAUGCCGGCGCGUCAGUGGCUUACCUACGACGAGAGCGGAUAGAGGCACAAUUUCAGUGGGUGCGUGCGUGUAACUGUAGUAAGGGACGAGGACAUGCGGGUGGCCGCAUACAUCGGUGUCUUCUGUCAUGAUUCCGGAGUCGUGGCAGCUGUUAUUUGUUUCCCAUUUCUUGUUGUACAUGUAUAUAUACUAACACCUCUCUCACAUGUCUGAACAGCGCGAGGGGCGGUGGGGGGAGGAUGGCAGCGGUGCGUGCCUCUUUGGCUUAUGUACAGCCCGAUUAUUCAUAAGCAUGAGGGUAAAAAUGUCGUAUUAAUGUCAGGUU
This is a messenger RNA of Emericellopsis atlantica, 2470 nucleotides long. RefSeq lists its product as uncharacterized. Bases 260 to 2131 code for a protein of 623 amino acids. NCBI's taxonomy places the organism in Eukaryota, Fungi, Ascomycota, Sordariomycetes, Hypocreales, Bionectriaceae. The transcript has 3 exons. Gene Ontology annotation, molecular function: protein binding; protein-transporting ATPase activity. The record is from RefSeq and is a predicted model, not a curated record. Gene Ontology annotation, biological process: intracellular protein transport. Gene Ontology annotation, cellular component: mitochondrial outer membrane.